AUGAGUAGCGAAACUACUCCAAGUCUGUACGACAUAUAUUCGUUCUUCCAUUCUCUGCGCACCUCGCUACCAGACUACAACGACUUUUCCGAUUUGGUGGGCACCCUGUUCAUUCCUCACGAUGUGAUGCCCGUCUCCGAAACACUCGCAAACGUACUUCCCUACUUUCGCCGUUGUUCCAACCCAUCCCUGUUUACGACUUUCCAAAUAAUGAUGCGCCAUGCCGAACAAAACGCAUCAUUUGAAAGUACUUUUUUGCGUGUCUGUGACGCCAUGGAUAUUUUGGAAAAGAUUGAAUAUGCUCUCGGGGGAAACAGGAGACUGCUUGAAGGAUAUUUGCACGCAUUGCAAUUGGACAACGCCUCGGCUAGCCACGAGCAAGUGAUGAAUAGUUUGCAAAGAUUUUUGACUGAAAAAUGUGAUGCAAACACGCAAUUGAGAGUAAGAAAGGUUUUUGCUGAAGAAGGGGCGGCUGAUGAACUUGGUCUAAGCGGUGGUAUUCUAGCUAUAGCGUCAGCUAUUAUAGAUGAUGAUGCCCUCUAUAUCCAAAUACUUCAGACGCUUCAACUUAAUCAUCGCCAGAAUCUCUCGUGGGAGGCUGUAAUUUCUCGUAUCCAAAAAAUCGUACAAGAGAAGAAACCAGCCGUAUGGUCCGAGUUCUAUGCUUUCCUGGACAGUCUGCAUACUGGCAACAUCUAUGACUAUAACAGUGACAAACUUGCCAAGGUUCGUUUGGAUAACGAUGAGGAUAACGUUGAUAAAGAGCAACAACCCCAGCAGAGAGAGAUAGGCGCUUUUUAG
Paraglomus occultum is the source of this 801-nucleotide messenger RNA. Lineage: Eukaryota; Fungi; Glomeromycota; Glomeromycetes; Paraglomerales; Paraglomeraceae. The record is from the annotation of a GenBank genome assembly.